GAAUCGCUUAAACCUGGGAGGUGGAGGUUGCAGUGAGUGGAGGUUGCAGUGAGUGGAGAUUGCCUGGGAGGUGGAGAUUGCAUGAAGCUCCAUCUCGAGGGGAAAAAAAUAAGAAAGAAAAAUCAGGCAGAGAGGCAACGCCAGGUCCCAGCUGGAGCUCAGCAGGGAGCCAGGGGAUACAGUGGCUGACCGGGCCUCCCAACCCCCCUUCUAGCACUCCCCCAGGAUCCUGGGUCCCAAUUGUUGCCCUGGACAAAUACGCCCAUUCCUGCCCCACCCACCGAGCGAGGCCCAGCCCCAGGCCCCCUACCCUCAUCACGAGGUCAGGGCUGUGUCCCAGCAUCCUCAUCACCAGGUACUUCCGGCCCUUUGCUCAGCCCCGUGAUGCUUGGCCUGCAGAGAUGGGGGCUGAAGGGCUUGGGGCAUCAAGGGGACCUGACAUCUUGCUGAGAAGCCAUCACCAGACAGGGCUGGAGGCUGGAGACUCAGGGCCUGACCUCACCAUGGCCAGUGAGGCGUGGGGUUGGGCAGGGAAGGGGCAUUCAUUCAUUAGACCCUGCCAGAAGCACCUGGGUCCCCUUCUGGGGCUACAGGUGGUGAGGCCACUGCCCCCAAGAACACAGCCUGGUGACUUUAGUGUACAAAGCAGGGGGAGUCUCCAGGGGCACAGAACAGAGGCUAAAGCCAGGGUGGAGGUGGCCAGCAGGCCUAGGAGGAGGAGAGGGUCAGGGCCACACCCCAGGGGAGGUGCAUGUCAGCCAGGGGCCACCCUAAGGUGGAAGCCAGGAGUCCCAAAGGGGCCUAGAGAAGGAGCAGGCCCCCACCUGGCUCCCGCAGCCCUCUCUGGUUCUGUGCAGGGUAUUGGGAUGCGUUACUGAGGCCCAAAUCUGCCCCACUGGGAACCCCCAAAAAAGAGCCGGGGCAGGAGAAUGAGAGUCCAGAAUGACAGGGUCCCGAAACUGGCGAGCCACGAGGGACAUGUGUAGGUAUCGGCACAACUAUCCGGAUCUGGUGGAACGAGACUGCAAUGGGGACACGCCAAACCUGAGUUUCUACAGAAAUGAGAUCCGCUUCCUGCCCAACGGCUGUUUCAUUGAGGACAUUCUUCAGAACUGGACAGACAACUAUGACCUCCUUGAGGACAAUCACUCCUACAUCCAGUGGCUGUUUCCUCUGCGAGAACCAGGAGUGAACUGGCAUGCCAAGCCCCUCACGCUCAGGGAGGUUGAGGUGUUUAAAAGCUCCCAGGAGAUCCAGGAGCGGCUUGUCCGGGCCUACGAGCUCAUGCUGGGCUUCUACGGGAUCCGGCUGGAGGACCGAGGCACGGGCACGGUGGGCCGAGCACAGAACUACCAGAAGCGCUUCCAGAACCUGAACUGGCGCAGCCACAACAACCUCCGCAUCACACGCAUCCUCAAGUCGCUGGGUGAGCUGGGCCUCGAGCACUUCCAGGCACCGCUGGUCCGCUUCUUCCUGGAGGAGACGCUGGUGCGGCGGGAGCUGCCGGGGGUGCGGCAGAGUGCCCUGGACUACUUCAUGUUCGCCGUGCGCUGCCGACACCAGCGCCGCCAGCUGGUGCACUUCGCCUGGGAGCACUUCCGGCCCCGCUGCAAGUUCGUCUGGGGGCCCCAAGACAAGCUGCGGAGGUUCAAGCCCAGCUCUCUGCCCCAUCCGCUCGAGGGCUCCAGGAAGGUGGAGGAGGAAGGAAGCCCCAGGGACCCCGACCACGAGGCCAGCACCCAGGGUCGGACCUGUGGGCCAGAGCAUAGCAAGGGUGGGGGCAGGGUGGACGAGGGGCCCCAGCCACGGAGUGUGGAGCCCCAGGAUACGGGACCCCUGGAGAGGAGCCAGGGGGAUGAGGCAGGGGGCCACGGGGAAGAUAGGCCGGAGCCCUUAAGCCCCAAAGAGAGCAAGAAGAGGAAGCUGGAGCUGAGCCGGCGGGAGCAGCCGCCCACAGAGCCAGGCCCUCAGAGUGCCUCAGAGGUGGAGAAGAUCGCUCUGAAUUUGGAGGGGUGUGCCCUCAGCCAGGGCAGCCUCAGGACGGGGACCCAGGAAGUGGGCGGUCAGGACCCUGGGGAGGCAGUGCAGCCCUGCCGCCAACCCCUGGGAGCCAGGGUGGCCGACAAGGUGAGGAAGCGGAGGAAGGUGGAUGAGGGUGCUGGGGACAGUGCUGCGGUGGCCAGUGGUGGUGCCCAGACCUUGGCCCUUGCCGGGUCCCCUGCCCCAUCAGGGCACCCCAAGGCUGGACACAGUGAGAACGGGGUUGAGGAGGACACAGAAGGUCGAACGGGGCCCAAAGAAGGUACCCCUGGGAGCCCAUCGGAGACCCCAGGCCCCAGCCCAGCAGGACCUUCAGGGCACAAGCUGGUUGAGAGCCCAUCGGAGACCCCAGGCCCCAGCCCAGCAGGACCUGCAGAGGACGAGCUGGCCAGGAGCCCAUCAGAGACCCCAGGCCCCAGCCCAGCAGGACCUGCAGGGGACGAGCCAGCCGAGAGCCCUUCGGAGACCCCAGGCCCCAGCCCAGCAGGACCUGCAGGGGAUGAGCCAGCCACGGCAGGGGAGGCAGCAGAGGUGCAGGCCGCAGAGGUGGAGUCUUCUGCCAAGUCUGGGAAGCCUUAAGGAAAGGAGUGCCCGUCGGCGUCUUGGUCCUUCUGUCCCUGCUGCAGGGGCUGGGGCCUCCGGAGCUGCUGCGGGCUCCCCUCAGGCUCUGCUUCGUGACCCGUGACCCAUGACCCACAGUGCUGGCCUCCUGUGGGGCCACUAUAGCAGCCACCAGAAGCUGCGAGGCCCUCAGGGAAGGCCAAGGCCUGCAGAAGCCUCCUGGCCUGGCUGCGUCUUCCCCACCCAGCUCUCCCCUGCGCCCCGUCUUUGUAAAUUGACCCUUCUGGAGGCGGGGGCGGUGGGCAGGGCUGCUUUUCUUAGUCUGGUGCCAAGCAAGGCCUUUUCUGAAUAAAUUCAUUUGACUUUGA
Molecule: messenger RNA, 2969 nt
Organism: Pan troglodytes (chimpanzee)
Lineage: Eukaryota; Metazoa; Chordata; Mammalia; Primates; Hominidae
Gene: OGFR
Product: opioid growth factor receptor
Exons: 7
Coding region: 943-2619 (558 amino acids)
Cellular component (GO): membrane
Molecular function (GO): opioid growth factor receptor activity
Source: RefSeq, a predicted model, not a curated record